AUGAGCAGCGCACAGAGCCAGAACGACGUCGCAAGUCCGGUAAAUGAGCAGUCAAUGGACAUGAAUGAGCAAAAAUCAUCGACUGCAGCGACUUGUGCGCCUCAUAAAAAGGCUCAAAUGACGCAGGAUCAUCACUUACAUGAUGUCUACGUAGCUGUGGAUGCGUUGGACAGCGCUAGCCCCAGCAAAAAGCGUCGACGGAUACGGAGAGACAAGAAGGAGAGCAUUUUGAAGCCAUUUGAAGCUGCUUUUGCCUCCCAGAAGCACAAAAAGUCUAGUUUAGAGACGAUGAAGGACAGUGGAGAAGUUUUGGAGGAAAACAGAUAUGUGGACGACAAAAAAGACGUUCCAAAAGAGACGUUGGAAGACGUUGGAGAAGUGUCGGUGAACGAGGAGCCAGAAAAUAAUGAGGAAUUAAUGUCUCAGUCGUUAGGAGAUGAGGAAAAAGGCAACGAAACAUAUGGUGAUGUGUCAGAGGAGAAGCAAAGAAAACUGUGUGCAACAGACGAGGUGUCGACGAGAGAGGAAACGGAGCCUUUUACAGCAUCUGUGCCGUCCCAAGCUGGUUAUAUCUAUGGUGUUGAUAUGGUGUUCCCAGAGGACGAAGUGCCGAUUGAGUUGUGCCCUUUUUCGAGCGAUGGAAGUGUUGAUCCGACGCAUGAGGAGUCACUACCUCGCACAUUGAAUAAUGCAGAGAAGACUUCGCCACAAGUUGCAUCAACUCCACCAAACACUACUGCACCGAUUCCACCAGGAAUACUAGUGACACCAACAGUUACUGCUCCCACAACACCCGCAUUAAUGACAACAGAAGAUUCAGCGACACAAAUCGUUGUAAAGCGUCCGGUGGGACGGCGAAGACGCAGAAAGAAAUUGAAUUAUUCAUUUGCACGAAAUAAAGCAGCUACCAAAAAAGCAAAGCAGGAGCACGACAAUGUGCCAGCGUCAACUGCAUCAGAGGGCACAUUGAUCACUCCAGUUAACGGACACUCAGCCGAAAACGGGGUGGAGGAUGAAGUUGACAGUACGGCACCUCCGUCACCAGUGUAUCCUAAUGCUGGUACAUCGUACCUAUACCCGUCUACAUCAAAAGGCGCGCCAUGGCAAUGGAAAGAUGUUGAAAUGUAUUUUGAUCCGGUUGCACAGAGCGACCUGGAUACCCUGAUACGAUGGCGCAGAGAAAACGCUAAUUUUAUAGCUGCGAAUCCAAAAGCAUGGCGCGGUGUGUCAGGAAUGGAGAGCAAGCGUGCCUUAUUAGAGACCAUGGUUGCUGAUGCUUCAGAUGCUUUGGGGGUGCAUGUGGACUUCCCCAUUCGCCGGGGACGUAGUUACCUUGACAUAUGGGAGGAAAUCGACUUUCUUGAUCAGCAGAAGCGCGAUAGCUCUGCAGGCGAAACUCAGGUGACAAGUCAAGUGGUGAAGAUGAAAAAGAAGCGCAAAAAGGUUAUCAUGAGAGCGGAAACAUCGUUGCUAGUAUCUCAUCGCGACCUGGUUUAUGGAUACGAUGAUGAUCGAUUCCAGGAUUUUAGAGACCACUUGGCGUGUCGCGUGAAGGCUUGUCAGUCUGACUUGCCUCCAACUACACCGCCGAUGCCUUCCAUAAGACGACAACAAAAUACCAAUACGGAAGUCGUCGAAAAUGUUGCACAGUCGAUAACUGAGGAAGUUGAAUUUGAUGAGGAAGUUCUGCCUAAUUUUCCCAUCUGUCAGCUGCAUCCAGCGUCUCUGGGACUUUGGAAGCUACGCAGAAAGCAAGAUCCAGAUUAUUCAGUUGUCCAUCCUGCGUCUGUUAAUCGUUCACAAGUUCCAGCUCGUUGGAAAGAGGAGAUGGAGCAUCAUAAACAACAACAAUAUGAGCUUCAACUCCAGCAAACGGAUAAAUCAGCUCACCCGGUUGAUGAUGACCGUACUAGUGACAGCACGCGCGACCGACUUCAUGUUACGAUUUCAAACCGCCAAGUUACUGGUAAACUUCCAUCGUUUGGCAACAGUGUGGAAGAGGAUGAAAUAUCGCAGACGCUCGCUGCUUCGGUAAGAAGUCUGAUAUCGCUAUCCAUUUACAAUUGGCGGACCGCUCAGAUCGUGUAUGAAAGAGCAGCAUGUAGUAUCCAGUGUGCACCAAUCCUGGAGAGCGAAGCUGCCGUUGCGCGAGAACUGGAGGAUGUGUUUUUGCAGUUGUGUUCUCCGAACGACACCAGCACGGAUGCUGCUGUACUCCCUGGUAGCGAUCUAACUCGUCUACCUCGGCCGUCACUGAUAAAAAAGAGUACUCCACAUGACAUGAUUGCGCAUAGUGUACGCCACGAUGUUGCGGACAAUUGUUCACUUGCCGUAGCGGCGUCGGUGGAAUUUGCCCUUCAAUUGAGUGUAGGAGAUGCGGUGGACGUACUCGAUAGAAAAGGAUGCUGGAAUUAUGGCGAAGUCGUGGAAACCUACUCGGAAGACACGCUGGGGGUUGCUACGUUUUUGUUAAUUCGAUUUUCGUUGUGGCCCGACGACAACGUGGAAUGGAUCGCAGCUAGCGAAGGCCGCAUAUUGCCUCAAGGUGUCGCUGACGGCUCGCGACUCGCUUCCGUUGGCCCCACUCGUGCCCAUCGAGUCCGUAUUCGAUAUGAUCAAAACCUUGCAAGAGAUCUCGAGCUUUCAUUUCCGCAGCGACAAGCUAAACAGGCGACCGCUGCGUCGCAAGUGCUAGCACAGCGGCAACACAACAUUAUUACACGAACUCCAAGUGAUGUACAAAAGACGUCGCAGAAGCGUAAACGAAAACGCCCGGCCAAAUGUGCGGUUGUCGCUACAACUUCGUCGUAA
Molecule: messenger RNA, 2811 nt
Organism: Peronospora farinosa
Lineage: Eukaryota; Oomycota; Peronosporomycetes; Peronosporales; Peronosporaceae
Source: the annotation of a GenBank genome assembly